Aspergillus melleus is the source of this 816-nucleotide messenger RNA. RefSeq lists its product as uncharacterized. The transcript has a single exon. NCBI's taxonomy places the organism in Eukaryota, Fungi, Ascomycota, Eurotiomycetes, Eurotiales, Aspergillaceae. The coding region runs from base 1 to 816 and encodes 271 amino acids. The record is from RefSeq and is a predicted model, not a curated record.
AUGGCUGACCUAGACGUUUCUCGCCUGAAUGCGAUGCACUCGCAUCUGUGGUAUGCGGGUCGAGCACGAUGCUGUCGAGCGCUUCAUCGGCAGCGAAUGAUUGACCGACAAAUCGUCAUUACCGAACAGGCCGAUCUACACAUGGUCUGGUAUGAGUCGCGCAUUCUCGUGAAACCUCUGCCUGAAUAUCUCUUGGAUCAUCAGUUCUGGGACAUGCAUAUUCGAGAUGUUCAUCUCCAUGCCUCCGCCUGUGGCUUUCUUCUCUCUUAUACAUGGCUCAUAAGCCACCCAAGUGACCUGAAUAUUGCACAUGAGCUAAACUUGAUCCCGGCCGAGGUCUCAUGGCAGGCGUGGACCGCAUUUGUCGACGACCUCCUCUCCAGCGUUGACUUUGAGCACUAUACCAAUGUCAACAAGCGUUAUCGAUAUGGCGAGCUCCGACUCCAUCGUCUAAGUACCAUCUACCGGCUCACCCACCUAUCAUUUCACGGCUUGCUCCGCGGCUACUUAUAUUUGCAUGACCAAUAUUCCGUCUUCUUCGGGCGGAAACUCGCUUGGUCGUUGGUGGCCUUCUUAUAUGUGAGUACGUUGCUCGCUGCUCUACAGCUCUGUCUGGCCACCGACCGUUUUCAGCAUAACCAGGACAUGCAAAACGCCUCUGUGGUUUUCGGUGUUUUCUCAAUUUUCUUACCGGCCGUGGUGGCGGGGUUAGCUUUUGGUUUCUUUGUUGUGAUCUACAUUAUGAAUUUCAUGCGGGCGCUUGGCUUUGGGAGGGGUUGGAGGGAUGGGAUGUAUAAUGACGAAUCACAGAGAUAA